Messenger RNA from Sphaeroforma arctica JP610, 318 nucleotides. RefSeq lists its product as hypothetical. The coding region runs from base 1 to 318 and encodes 105 amino acids. The record is from RefSeq and is a predicted model, not a curated record. The transcript has 3 exons. Gene Ontology annotation, cellular component: cytoplasm. Lineage: Eukaryota; Ichthyosporea; Ichthyophonida. Gene Ontology annotation, molecular function: protein binding.
AUGACCGCACUCCACAUCGCAGCCAAAGAAGGCCAGACCAAAGCGCUGCACAAUCUCAUACUGUUGGAAGCUCCCGAAGAUGCCCAGGAUCGGGAUGGCGAUAUGCCGUUACACCUCGCAGCAUGCGCGGGGCACGUUGAUGCGGUUGACUUGCUUCUCCAAUCAGAUCUGGAUAUUGACAUCAGAGGCAGUGACAGCGACACCGCACUGAUGCAGGCCACCGGAAAUGCCGAGGCGCAAACAGUGGAACGAUUAAUACAGUUGGGUGCCGAUGUUGACAUACCCAACGAUGUAUGUGUGUACGAUGCGAAAGUGUAG